Messenger RNA from Malus domestica (apple), 1279 nucleotides. Its product is annotated as protein IN CHLOROPLAST ATPASE BIOGENESIS, chloroplastic-like. The record is from RefSeq and is a predicted model, not a curated record. NCBI's taxonomy places the organism in Eukaryota, Viridiplantae, Streptophyta, Magnoliopsida, Rosales, Rosaceae.
AAGAUAAACAAAAGACAAACCAGAGAGCACCAGAGACCCACAAAAAUGAAAGUUUGCGGCGGAUUGGUGUGCGGAGGCUCUCGCGCCACCGCUCUGCCCACUGUGCUUCUUCGGCACGGCAGAGCUCGGCCGCGCUGCUCUUAUUCCUUUGUCACGCAAGACCAUGUGUCUUUCAUCAAGGAGGUUGCCUCCACUCAGCCGCCGCAGCAUUUGAGCCAGUUGCUGAGAAUGCUCAAGACAAGAGGUGAAUCUAUUGUUUCUCCGGGAGCCAAGGAAGGGCUAAUCCCCCUUGCCAUACCACUUGCGAGAAACAGCUCAGGUGCUGUAACUGCACUGCUCCGGUGGCCUACAGCUCCGGCAGGUAUGGACAUGCCAGUCGUUGAGGUCAGGAAGCAUGGGGUGUGGCUUUUAGCCAAGAAUGUGGACCAAUUUAUUCACAGAAUCCUAGCUGAAGAAGAUGCUAAGAACUCUGAAGAAAGAAAUGAAGAGCUCUUUCAAGCUUCUGCUGAUGUUGGGGAGAAACUUUAUACGAAGGGUGACUUUGCAAAGUCGCAGAUUUCAAAACUAGAUUUCUACCUUUUAAGAAAAGUUGGUUUAUUUCCAGAUGUCUUGGAGCGCAAAGUGAAGUGGCAUUUUGAGGAAGGGGACUAUGUUUCAGCCUUGGUGACGGGAGAGUUCUAUACGAAGAAGGAACAUUUUCCUGGUUUUGCACGGCCUUACGUAUUCAAUGCUGAGGUUUUGCUGAAGGUCGGGCGUACUGUUGAAGCUAAAGACGCCGCUAGGGGAGCUCUAAAAUCACCAUGGUGGACACUGGGUUGCAGCUAUCAGGAAGUUGCUAAUAUAGCGCAAUGGGAGGACGAGCAAAUAGAGUACAUUAAGGAGAAGGUGACAGAGGAGGGAAGGCAGGCGGAUCUUAAAAAGGGAAAGGCCCCUGCGCAGGUUGCAUUGGAUGAAGCAGCAUUUUUGCUGGAUCUAGCUUCCAUUGACGGGACUUGGGAUGACUAUGUCUGGCAGGUUGCUGAUCGAUAUAAAGAGGCGGGCCUCCAGGAUAUUGCAGGAUUCGUAUUAUACAGAGAUUGAUGAUGGAGAUAAAGAGAUUUAUGUUAAAACUGAAUAUACAGUGUCAUGAAAUUGGCUCCAUGACCGGAGACGAUUUUUGUGCUGAGUAAUUAGUAUGUGCACCGUCUUUCUGAAUUUGUCUCUCUUUAUAUUUUUUACUCAUUAUAUGUUACAUCACAUUUCUCUUAAUUUUCUAAAUUCUGUUUGUUUUUCUCUCUAU